This is a messenger RNA of Pistacia vera, 796 nucleotides long. Its product is annotated as ethylene-responsive transcription factor ERF098-like. Gene Ontology annotation, molecular function: DNA-binding transcription factor activity; DNA binding. Bases 1 to 474 code for a protein of 157 amino acids. The record is from RefSeq and is a predicted model, not a curated record. Gene Ontology annotation, biological process: ethylene-activated signaling pathway; regulation of DNA-templated transcription. The transcript has a single exon. NCBI's taxonomy places the organism in Eukaryota, Viridiplantae, Streptophyta, Magnoliopsida, Sapindales, Anacardiaceae.
AUGGAAGGAGAUAAUAGAAGGAAGGUCAAAGCAGAGGAAAAACCAAGUGUUCGUUAUAGAGGAGUAAGAAGACGGCCAUGGGGAAAAUUUGCAGCUGAAAUUCGUGACUCUAGUAAUUAUGGAGCUCGGUUGUGGUUGGGAACUUUCAACACAGCCGAAGAAGCGGCACGAGCUUACGAUAAAGCUGCUUUUUCCAUGAGGGGUCCCUUGGCCAUUCUUAACUUCCCAGACGAACACUUCUCAUUUAAUGUCAGUUCUUCUUCCUCUUCACCACUCUCUUCUUCUUCUUCCUCCUCCUCCUCUUCUUCUUCUUCAUCAGCAUCGUGCUCAUCAUCUUCUAAUUUAACAAUGUUUCAGAAAGUGGAAAGAAGUGGUGCUGAAACAGGGAAAGAAGUAUUUGAAAUUGAGUACUUGGAUGACCAGUUGUUGGAGGACCUUCUUAACUUUGAAGAAGACAAGACCAAGAAUGAAUGAAAUCACCAAUACGACGUCCAUAUGCAACCUCUACCAUCGAGUAAAUCGAAAAAAUAUAUUUUACUUACUAAGAAAGGUUGUUCGGUCAAAUGACGAAACAGACUAUUGAAUUUCGUCAUUAUGGCUUCUGUAGUUAUUAAUUACAACUGUUGGGGGGACAUUUAUCUGUCAAAGAAUAUAUUUCUGACGGCUCCGAUGUAUAUGAGAAUGAAUUGACUUCUUCUGAAGUCAAAUCUCAGCCACGCGUCGGUAUUGGUUUUUGCUUUAAAUAUGUUUCUUGUUCGCCAGCCCCUCCCCCUCCACCCAAAAGAAGGUUCCUUUA